AUGGUGGUUUCAAAUAAUAGAAAAAGAACUCAUUCUCAUUCUGGUAUGGAAAAGGAUGAAACAUUUGAUGAAUUAUUGAAGCCAGUCUAUAAGGGAAAGAAAUUAACCGACGAAAUCAACACUGCAGAGGAUAAAUGGAAUCUAUUACCUGCAUUUUUAAAGGUUAAAGGUUUAGUGAAACAACAUUUAGAUUCAUUCAAUUAUUUCGUAGAUGUGGACCUUAAAAAAAUUAUUAAAGCUAAUGAACUGAUUCUCUCUGAUGUUGAUCCUGAAUUCUAUUUGAAAUAUGUAGAUAUUAGAGUCGGGAAGAGGUCAACUUCUUCCACUAGAGAUUAUUUGACUCCUCCUCAUGAGUGUAGAUUAAGAGAUAUGACCUAUUCAGCCCCUAUCUAUGUUGAUAUAGAAUAUACUAGGGGCAGAAACAUUAUCAUGCACAAAGAUGUAGAGAUUGGUAAGAUGCCAAUUAUGUUAAGAUCAAAUAAAUGUAUUCUUAAUGGUGCUGAUGAACGUACAAUGGCUAAAUUAAAUGAAUGUCCAUUGGAUCCAGGUGGUUAUUUUAUUGUCAAUGGUACUGAAAAAGUUAUCUUAGUUCAAGAACAGUUGUCAAAGAACCGUAUUAUUGUGGAGGCAGAUGAGAAGAAGGGAAUUGUUCAAGCCUCAGUCACUUCUUCUACACAUGAAAGAAAGUCAAAGACUUAUGUGGUGACUAAGAAUGGAAAAAUUUAUUUGAAACACAACUCUAUCUCUGAAGAACUUCCAAUUGUCAUUGUCUUAAAGGCGUGUGGUGUUGUUUCUGACUUAGAAAUUAUGCAAUUGGUCUGUGGUAACGAUAGUAGUUAUCAAGAUAUUUUUGCUAUUAAUUUCGAAGAAGCUUCUAAAUAUAAUAUUUAUACCCAACAGCAAGCUUUAGAAUAUAUUGGUACUAAAGUGAAAACUAUUAGAAGACAAAAAUUGACUGUAUUACAGGAAGGUAUAGAAGCUAUUGCUACUACAGUUGUGGCACAUUUGACUGUGGAGGCAUUAGAUUUUAGGGAGAAGGCCUUGUAUAUGGUAAUGAUGACACGUAGAGUUGUUAUGGCCAUUCACAACCCUAAAAUGGUGGAUGAUAGAGAUUAUGUCGGUAAUAAGCGUUUGGAAUUGGCUGGUCAACUGAUUUCAUUACUAUUUGAAGAUUUAUUUAAGAAAUUUAACACAGAUUUUAAAGCAAGUAUUGAUAAAGUAUUGAAAAAACCAAAUAGAGCUAUGGAAUAUGAUGCCCUGUUAUCUAUUAAUGUUCACUCCAAUAACAUCACAAGUGGGCUAAAUAGAGCUAUCUCCACAGGUAAUUGGUCCUUAAAGAGAUUCAAGAUGGAAAGAGCAGGUGUCACUCACGUUUUAUCCAGAUUGUCGUAUAUUUCAGCUUUAGGUAUGAUGACAAGAAUUUCUUCUCAAUUCGAAAAAUCCAGAAAAGUUUCUGGUCCAAGAGCUUUGCAGCCUUCUCAGUUUGGUAUGCUUUGUACAGCAGAUACACCAGAAGGUGAAGCCUGUGGUUUGGUGAAAAAUUUGGCUUUAAUGACGCACAUUACAACAGAUGAUGAAGAAGAGCCGAUAAAAAAACUUUGUUACGUCUUAGGUGUAGAAGAUAUUACUUUAAUAGAUAGUGCAUCUUUACAUUUACAUUACGGUGUUUACUUGAAUGGUACCUUAAUUGGUACAACUAGAUUCCCCACAAAAUUUGUUUAUCAAUUCAGAAAUUUGAGAAGAACCGGUAAAAUAUCUGCAUUUAUUUCUGUCUACACUCAUGCUGAUCAAAAGGCUGUUCAUAUUGCCACUGAUGGUGGUAGAAUUUGUAGACCAUUAAUCAUUGUAACUGAUGGUAAAUCCCAAGUGACAGCUGAUCAUUUAAGAAAAUUAAAGAAUGGUGAAUUAAACUUUGAUGAUUUCUUAAGAUUAGGUUGUGUUGAAUAUCUUGAUGUAAAUGAAGAAAAUGAUUCCUUCAUAGCUCUAUAUGAAAAGGAUAUACAGCCAGCUAUCACCCACUUAGAAAUUGAGCCAUUCACUAUCUUAGGUGCUGUUGCCGGUUUGAUUCCUUACCCACACCACAAUCAAUCUCCUCGUAACACAUAUCAAUGUGCGAUGGGUAAGCAGGCUAUUGGUGCUAUAGCAUAUAAUCAGUUUAAAAGAAUUGAUACAUUGUUAUAUUUAAUGAUUUAUCCACAACAACCAAUGGUGAAAAGUAAAACUAUUGAACUAAUUAACUAUGAUAAGUUACCUGCUGGACAAAAUGCAACAGUUGCCGUUAUGUCAUAUUCUGGUUAUGAUAUCGAAGAUGCUUUAGUUUUAAAUAAGGCAUCAAUUGAUAGAGGUUUUGGCCGUUGUGAAACUCGUAGAAAGACGACAACUGUGUUGAAAAGAUAUCCAAAUCAUACACAAGAUAUUAUUGGUGGUAUGAGAGUUGAUGAAAAUGGAAAACCAAUAUGGCAACACCAAGCUUUAGGCCCUGAUGGUUUAGGUGAAGUAGGUAUGAAGAUUGAUAGCGGUCAAAUUUAUAUCAACAAGUCUGUACCAACAAACUCUUCAGAACCAUUUUCAGGUUCCUCAGAUACACAAUAUAGAGAAACUCCAAUUAUUUAUAGAGCACCAGAACCAUCUCAUAUCGAUCAAGUUAUGAUGUCUGUUUCUGAUAAUGAUCAAGCUUUGAUUAAAGUGUUGUUGAGACAAAAUAGAAGACCAGAAUUAGGUGACAAAUUCUCAUCCAGACAUGGUCAAAAAGGUGUUUGUGGUAUUAUUGUAAAACAAGAAGAUAUGCCUUUCAAUGAUCAAGGUAUAUGCCCAGAUAUCAUUAUGAAUCCUCAUGGUUUCCCAUCUCGUAUGACAGUUGGAAAGAUGAUUGAACUGGUAUCUGGUAAAGCCGGUGUUUUGAAUGGUACAUUAGAAUACGGUACAUGUUUUGGAGGUUCUAAACUUGCAGACAUGUCUAAGAUCCUUAUUGAGCAAGGGUUUAAUUAUUCUGGUAAAGAUAUGUUAUAUUCUGGUAUUACUGGGGAAUGUUUACAGGCAUAUAUUUUCUUUGGUCCUAUUUAUUAUCAAAAAUUGAAGCAUAUGGUUUUAGAUAAGAUGCAUGCAAGAGCAAGAGGUCCAAGAGCAGUGUUAACUCGUCAACCAACAGAAGGUAGAUCAAGAGAUGGUGGUUUAAGAUUGGGUGAAAUGGAAAGAGAUUGUGUUAUUGCUUAUGGUGCCUCUCAAUUAUUGUUAGAAAGAUUGAUGAUUAGUUCUGACGCAUUUGAAGUUGAUGUUUGCAAUAAGUGUGGUUUAAUGGGUUAUAGUGGUUGGUGUACUACAUGUAAGAGUGCAGAAAAUGUAAUGAAGAUGACCAUACCAUAUGCUGCUAAAUUAUUGUUCCAAGAACUGUUAUCUAUGAAUAUUGCUCCAAGAUUAAGACUGGAAAACAUUUUUGAAGAAUAG
Molecule: messenger RNA, 3444 nt
Organism: Arxiozyma heterogenica
Lineage: Eukaryota; Fungi; Ascomycota; Saccharomycetes; Saccharomycetales; Saccharomycetaceae
Gene: RET1
Product: DNA-directed RNA polymerase III core subunit RET1
Exons: 1
Coding region: 1-3444 (1147 amino acids)
Biological process (GO): DNA-templated transcription
Cellular component (GO): RNA polymerase III complex
Molecular function (GO): DNA binding; ribonucleoside binding
Source: RefSeq, a predicted model, not a curated record